GCUUCGUCCGGUGCACACAAAAACAGAGACGCCGAUAUGCCACGGAACGCCGUCUUGCGCGGGAUCAAGCGACUCAUGUACAAGAAGGACAUUGCGGCAACAGAGGCCGACUACGGCGUCUCGAUCCGUGAGGCCCACCAAGCCUACCGCGAGGCCAUUGCCAUCGCGCGCCACGAGCUCGAGAAAAACUUGGAGGCCGCCGCGCUUGCGAUCGAUAGCGUCAUGCACCGACUCCGCGACACUGGCGACGAAGUGAGCACGCACCCCGACUUUAUCGCUGCCCACGAACACAUGAAUGCGAUCCGGCUCGCCGGUGCCAAGCGGCUGGCCGAGAUUGACGACGAGUUGCAGGCGAGUCUCGAAGAGCUCAAGCGUUCGUAUAUGGAGAAGAUGUCGUCGUGGACAUAGCGUCCGAGUCGUCUUCAUUAUUGUCCCUCGUAAGUUUCAACACCGUCCA
This is a messenger RNA of Saprolegnia parasitica CBS 223.65, 457 nucleotides long. RefSeq lists its product as hypothetical. The transcript has a single exon. Lineage: Eukaryota; Oomycota; Saprolegniomycetes; Saprolegniales; Saprolegniaceae. Bases 37 to 408 code for a protein of 123 amino acids. The record is from RefSeq and is a predicted model, not a curated record.